Molecule: messenger RNA, 783 nt
Organism: Oppia nitens
Lineage: Eukaryota; Metazoa; Arthropoda; Arachnida; Sarcoptiformes; Oppiidae
Exons: 5
Coding region: 1-783 (260 amino acids)
Molecular function (GO): protein binding
Source: RefSeq, a predicted model, not a curated record
AUGGACAAUCUAUACGAUUAUUGUACGGAACAGUAUUGGCGUGAUUUUCCCGGCCAUCGGACAAUACCAGUGGACAAAUCCAUACAAAUCCGUAGUCCGUAUAUAUUUAGUUUCAAUAAUGCCGUCCAAAAUCAGACCAACCGUUUUGUACACUAUUGUCGUAUACGGCUUAUCGUUGGCGACGGUAAACGUAUCUACGCUGUCGGCACAUCCAGCGGUAUUUCAACAAAUGGUAACAAAAAAUGGAUAACAGAGUCCAUACAUAUGUCGCCAACUAAACCAAAAUUGUUAACAAAAUUGCGGAUCAAAGAGGACUUUGAGUCGACAACGGAUAACAAUGCACUGGAACUGGUAUUUGAAGGACUGGAUCGCCAGGAGUUCCGUUUUCAACUGGUGGUCACACCGUUUCGCCAAUUAGGCAAUGAAACAAAAUGCGAACGACAUGUAGAGUACAAGUGCCGAAACAACCGGUGCGUCGACGCCUAUCUGGUCUGCGACUAUCGUAACAAUUGCGGCGACGAUAGCGACGAAUGGCAUCACUGUUUGGCCAAAUUGCCGACCACUGGACGACCGCCAACACGUCUACCAACACCAGUGCUAACACCGCCGCCAGUCUAUUGGUGGCCAACAUUAUCAUCGACAACACCAUCACCACAGCUGACUAAUACAACUACCGGUGCUAUCGAUGAUAGCCUGAAUAAUACCCUAAACUACUAUCUGUUUCACUCGAAACUGGAUCUGCGGACAGUUGUCUACUAUAUAUUAUUCAAUAAAUCUAAUUAA